AUGUCUCAAGACCCGCCCCCUGGCACCAUCACUUUUGGUUCCGAUACCACGUGCAACCUCCACAACUGCCCUGUGGAAUGGAGCAUCCUCGGAUACCGUCCCUCUCUCGCCGCAAACGUCACCUUUGCCGUCCUGUUUGGCAUCGCCGGCAUCGUCCACAUGUAUCUCGGCGUACGGUGGAGGACUUGGGGCUUCACUAUCCCAGUCAUCAUCGGCUGCAUUACCGAGAUCAUUGGAUACGUCGGCAGGAUUAUAAUGUGGGACAAUCCGUUCUCUUUUAACGGCUUCAUCAUCCAGAUUGUCACUCUUACGAUUGCUCCCGUCUUCUACACGGCCUCCAUCUACGUGACGCUAUCGCAGUCCAUCAUGUUCCUCGACCCGAACCUCUCCCGCUUCAAGCCCCAGCUGUUCUACUGGAUCUUCAUCCCCUUCGACAUCGUCUGCCUCGUCCUCCAGGCCGCAGGAGGCGCAAUGUCCGCCAACGACACCGGCUCCGACCAAGCCGGCGUCGACAUCUCCCAGGCAGGCCUCAGCCUCCAAGUCAUCGUCCUGGUCGCCUUCAUCGUCGCUUUUGGAGACUACAUGUUCCGCUACAUUCGCUCCGGCCGCGCCUCCAACUGGGGGUGGCGCCUCACUGCCUUCUUCUCCGGCUUGACGACGGCGACGCUGCUCAUCUUGGCCCGCUGUGCUUACCGCGUGGCUGAGCUCAAGGACGGGUACGAUGGAAGCCUGAUCAAGGACCAGGCUACGUUUAUUGUGCUGGAGGGUGUUUUUGUCUUUCUGGCGGCCGUUGCGCUUUGUUUUGGGCAGCCGGGUCUGGGACUGAAGCGAGAAGCCGUGGAGGGACGGAAGCUGGAGACGGAGAGCGACUAUCUGGAAAUUAAUCCUCUUGAGCGGCGCGUUUAG
This is a messenger RNA of Trichoderma citrinoviride, 906 nucleotides long. Its product is annotated as RTA1-domain-containing protein. Gene Ontology annotation, cellular component: fungal-type vacuole; plasma membrane. The transcript is spliced from 2 exons. Lineage: Eukaryota; Fungi; Ascomycota; Sordariomycetes; Hypocreales; Hypocreaceae. The record is from RefSeq and is a predicted model, not a curated record. The coding region runs from base 1 to 906 and encodes 301 amino acids.